AUGGAUUCGGAAGACGGGGAGUUCUUCAUAAAGCAACUGGCCAGCUUUGUGCGGACUCACGAAAAGGCCCUUGCCAAUGCUCUCCAGUUCAAGCGACAGACGGCUCCGCGCCAUGGCUCCUCCCAGAGCGUUUCCUCCAUCCCGACUGCCUCGCUAUCCACCUCGCCGACGGUCCCAGAACGUCCUUCCACUGCCUCGUCUACAUCGAGCGGUCUGGCAGCUGCACUGUCUCUCGGAUCCUUGAGCUUCACCUCUGCCAGCGUCAAGUCCGCCAAGUUGGCUCUUACUCCACACCAUCUGUUCUACCUACUCUCGCGCUUCGAGGAACUGGGCAUUCCUGUGGGACCGAUGAAGGUGCGGCUGGAGAACAUCCAUGACAGCACUACAUCCGCCAACUAUGUCUCCUUCCUCGGCCAGACGCAGCGCUCCAAAAGUCGCUCCUCGGACGUCGGUUCCAUCCGCUCGGUGUCAAGCGUGAGAAGCGUCAUGUCUGGCAUGUCUGCUUUGUGGGCAAGCUUUGGUAUCGGGUCGAGCAUAUCCGCAUCACGCACAGAACGCCAAAAGGCAGCUCUCCAAGCCGAUCUGAAGUAUCUUUAUUCGGCCUUCACCAAGAUUCCGUGCUUGCGGUUGGCGCCGGACUGGCGGGCCCGUCUGAUCCGUGGCUACGAAGAGUUCCCUUUCGAUUCUGCUGUUCCCUUGCACGUCUUCAAGAACGUCCAGGCCCUCGAAGUCAGCGACAUUGACUUCCGUCAGUUCUUUGGAUGGGAUCGACUCGCCGACCAGCUGAGAUCCUUGACCUUGAAGCGUGCGAGCAUUGACGAUCCUGCUGACAUCCUCAUUGACAUUGUACUGGACGAUAUGGAUAAAAGACGUCGGCGCACUUCGAAGUCGCAAUCAUCCCCUACAAUGCCCUGGGCCGGAGAUGCGAGUCCGCGGAGAAGCCCCGUCAUGGGCCAUGCUGAGCUGCAGACAUCCGCAUCAGCCCCUGGAUCUCCCGAAGCGCGUAGAUCUGUAGGCGACAUCCCGGUUGGUUCGCUCAACAGCGAAGCGAGCGCCGAACAGGAUGAGACCCAUCUGAGAAAUGCAAGGAGACCGUCGCUGGCAAGGGCUGGUAGCGAUGAGGCAAGGCAGAACUCCACAAAGGAUGUGCGACCCCGAAGCCAUUCCCCACGUCGGCCGUCAAGCUCCCGGCACAACUCAACCCACGUACGAGGAUCGUACAAGGUUCGCAGAUCCGGCUCUGGCAGCUCACAUUCGAGUCUGUCGGAUUCCUGGCACAACCCUCGAGGCAGUGCAUCAAACCUGCUGGCCAUGGGCAUUCUUCCCGCGUCGAAGUGGCGGUUCCUCAAGCAUUUGAGUUUGGCAGACAAUUCCCUCACCUCUAUUCCUGCCAACAGCUUGGCACCUUUGUCCAACACCCUCCACUCAUUGGAUCUCUCCUCGAAUCUCUUCACUCAGGUUCCGGACAGCCUGGCAACGCUCACCGCUUUGCGAGCACUCAACCUGUCACACUGCAUGAUCGACGCGCUGCACUCUUUGACCCGCAACCCGCUCCCCGCCAUCACAGCAUUGAACCUACGAGCCAACCGUCUCCAGUCGCUGGCCGGUAUUGAGAAGCUUUACCCGCUGGAGAGACUGGACUUGCGGGACAACCGGCUGACUGAUCCUAUGGAGCUCGCGCGGCUGACGGGCAUUCCUGAUAUCCGCGAGAUCUGGGUUGAAGGCAAUCCAUUCACCCGCACGCAUCGCGAUUAUCGCGUUACCAUCUUCAAUCUUUUCCGGAAGACCCCUGGAUACACUGAGGAUAUAACAAUCGACGCGACUGGGCCAAGCUACUCUGAAAGAAAAUAUCUUGUUGAGAGGGCUCCAGUACCCCCUGCGGUACCAGUGGUCAAGCCGCCUGCUCCACCAAUGCCCGCUGCUGACGUUGUCAAACCCGCGAUCAUCUACGAAACUCCCAAGGAGCCUUCCGUCCUUCGCAAGGAGAGGCCUGUGCCUCAGGCAAUGGCAAGCGAGGUAAACACCAGCUCCACUCGUCGACGUCGGGCCCCCAAGCGCAGAAUCGUUGAUCUCGCAACACAUGACUCGCCGGGGCGAACAACUUCUAAGACGAUCAACCUAGUAGACGAUGCUGCACCUCCUUCCACUCCCGUUACCUACGGUGUCUCGCCCUCCACCGAGCUCGUCGAACCAACGCCGGUAGCGCUUGCUGAGAGCCCUAUACCCAAGGUUCCGUCGUCUGAUAUGUCGCGAGGCGCAAACCUGACGGGAUCUCCUCAAACGCCCCCAUCGUUCAUCCCUAGUGAGGACGAGGCCCGAUGGAAGGCAACCCAAGAUUGGGACGUCGGGGGUGAGAUGUACCGCCGAAAGAUAGAGGCAUUGAGAGACCAGGUGGGGAACGGGUAUCUCAGCGUCCUCAGCGAAGAAGGUUGGGAGGGUGGGCGGCAUCCCGCAGAUUUCCACGAUACCCCAUUCAGAAGCCCGCCAACACCUCCAAUCCACACGAACUCCGCUCCUCCUCGGGCUGCGAGCAUCCAAAUGAUCCAUUCUGGACGCACCUUGGGUUGA
This is a messenger RNA of Thyridium curvatum, 2568 nucleotides long. RefSeq lists its product as uncharacterized. The coding region runs from base 1 to 2568 and encodes 855 amino acids. Gene Ontology annotation, cellular component: cytoplasm. NCBI's taxonomy places the organism in Eukaryota, Fungi, Ascomycota, Sordariomycetes, Thyridiales, Thyridiaceae. The record is from RefSeq and is a predicted model, not a curated record. The transcript has 2 exons. Gene Ontology annotation, molecular function: protein kinase binding.